AUGGCUUCAGCAGAACCGUUUAGUACUGAUGAUUUUGAAAACAAUAAUCCAUUUUCUGCUCCAAAUCAUGAUGAUCACAUAAAUCAGGUCGAAGAGCCAGCAUACGAACAAGAACCAACGAAUGAAGAAAUAGCGGACGAACAACAAGAUAAUGCUAAUCAUGAUGUGAAGGGUUACGAGCAGUUAUCAGAAGAAGAGAUGCGUAAGUUAUUACCAGAAAGAUUUACGGAUAAAUAUCAGAUCAAAAUAAAGCUCACUGCAAUCGAGAAGAACAAGGCCGGAAAUCCAAUAUUGAGAUUCGAUGCCACGGUCAAGGGGUUGCCAAAGUUUCGUAGCGAGAAGUAUAAGGAUAUUCGUCGUACUUACAAUGAAAUUGUGAAGUUUAACAAAUACUUGACUGUUUCUAACUUGGAAGUAUUUGUGCCAGUUAUUCCUCUGGCAAUUACAUCAUAUCCCGCAAACGGGGAGGACGAAACAAAGCAAUUACAUAGCGUAUGGCAAGAAUGGUUUAAUAGGAUUACGAGUAAUCCAAUAUUGAUUCGGGAUGAAGAAUUUGUGUAUUUCAUUGAAAAUGAUUUUGGGUAUUCCGUUAUUAAUAGUGGCCGUAAAUCAUCGGUUGCCAGUGGCUUGGUUCGUAAGACUUUAAAACAAUUGGCCAUUCCUUACGAUCCAUAUGAAGACUUAGCUGAGUUUAGGCCUUUGAUUAAGUCGUCUUACUUGAUUUGUCAGAAAUUGCAUAAAUUAUUGGACAGGAAUUCCAAGGCUGAAAAACAAUUAUCACUUCACAUCAAUGAGUUGGCGACGAAGCUAAACAAUUUAUCGGAAUUUGAGAUUAUACAUCCAGGUAUGAAAAAUAUGUGGGAGAAACUUUCAAGAGUAACAACUAUUCAGUCAGACUUGACUUUGAUUCAACUGAUUAAUGAUAUGGGUAGUUUGGGAGAUGGAGUACAAACCUUAAUUAAUGAUUUCUAUGAAAUUAAAGAAGCGCUCACGAAUCGUCAUUUGAUAAUGAGAGAAUUAUUGCAAGCAGAGACUCAAACGAAAACAAAACACUAUCAAGCUACUAAAAUUAAGAACAAAUCUGCCUUGGAUCCUAUAAAAGUUGACGAAGCUAUAAGAUCUUUAGAGUAUGCUACUAAGACUGAGGAGUCACUUAACUUGCAAAUAAAGAGGAUUUCAGGUGAGAUGUUGUACGAAAAGGAAGAAGUGCUAAAGCACGUUGACCAGAAAUUUCAAAAAAUGUUUAAAACGUAUACGUUAAACAGAGUCGAUCAGCAUAGAAAAAUCCUCAAGCAUUUGGAGCAUAUACGAUUAGAUAUUAGGAUCAUUGAUGACAAAGGUGGGUUAUCGAGAUUAAACAGAGACAAUUUGAGCAAUUUGAAGCACAACUUGUCCCAGUCCCAAUCAAACAACGGCGAUUCGUGGUCUUCCAGAACCUUCAGAUCGUUAAAAAAUGACAGAGAAGCUCAAAAGGAAGCAUCAAAGAAUCAAGACAAUUCAAACGACGAUGUUGUGGAUGCCAAACGUGCAGCUAGUAUAUUAGGAGUUGCUACGUUUUAA
This is a messenger RNA of Debaryomyces tyrocola, 1560 nucleotides long. Lineage: Eukaryota; Fungi; Ascomycota; Pichiomycetes; Serinales; Debaryomycetaceae. The record is from the annotation of a GenBank genome assembly.